GUCUCAAUUUUAUAAAAGUAGGAUUUGGUUCUUUUUCCUUGGCCAAAGCUUUCAGUUUCAUUUAAAGUUCAUUUUUUUGUUCCCAUGGAUGAAAAUAAUGAAAAUGACCAACUUAUUCAAAAGUUUGAAAAGAAGUUGAAAAUUCAACAAGAAUCUCAAGAUACCAAGGUCGAAAUUCCCUAUCAAAACCCUUUUAAUGCCAAUGUAAAAAAAUUUAGCUUGAUUAACCCGAUGUAUGAUUUGGUUGUGAGCCAAAUGAAUGUUAUAAGAACUUGUUUUUUCGUUCAUUCUCAUACUGCCUUCGUGGAAGAAGACGGAAAAAAUUUAUCUGAAGAAAUUAAACAAAUUCCUCAACAACUUUCCGAUAUUCUCGUUGAGAGUGUAAACAUUCGAAAUAAUUUGAUAGAAAUUACUGGCAUUAUGGAACAACUUUCCAAGGGAAUUGCAAAAUUCGUAAAAUUCGCCAAAAAUGAGAAAUUUCAGAAUAAACCUCUUGAUAAGUUUCUCCAUUGCAUAGAAACUCCCGAGAAAAGGUUAAAAAUCCUUUUAUACAAGACAUGUGAGCUUGACACUCAAAAGGUUUCAACGCUCAAGAAUAAUCUUGUUGUUUUUAUGAAUAUCUCGGGUUCCAAAGCUAUCCCAGAUUGGGUUAAUGAACAAGCUCAGUGUAAGAAAGAACUAGAAAAUCUUGAAAAUGAAAGGCAAAGAAUAUUCAUGGAGGAUAUUAUGGGAUAUGAAGAAGUGGCCAAAAUUAUUGGUGAAAUGGAAUUCUAUCAAUCACAAUUGACGGAUCAUGAGUACCUGAAGAAUGAUCUUCAGAAAGAGAAGAAAAUACUCCAAGAGCAUCGGGAUAUUCUUGAAAGACAAGCUCUUGAGUCUGCAACCAAAAUCAGAAAUUUUUUCCAUUUCAUGAAUAACAAUCUUGAUGUUUUACGGAAGCAAAAAAUGAUUGUCAAACAAGAAAUAUCUGAAAUUGACUGUCAAGAAGAUCAAAAAAAAAUAUAUGAAUCAAUAUGUAAGAAAGAGCUCGCAUCUCUAACGGAAACGUUAAAAUUGGCAAAAAAGAGAGUCGAGAGAGCAAAAAUUACUAAGGAGACGCGACUCAGCAAUAUAGAUGAACAAAUUGCGAGGAAGGAAAAAGAAGUAGAUAAUUUUGAGAAAGAAAUCCUCCAGAUAUUGAGAAAAUAUGGCAAUCCGUCAAUUAACUCGACUUGUUUAUUGUUAGAAUCUUUAGCCGGGUUGGCCAGCCAACAGGUGCAAGGUACCGCAGUCUCCACUUCAUAUCGUACCAUUGUAGGAAGCUUACUUGCAGGUAUUGAGCAAAAUAUCGAAAGUAUUCGCGAAGCAGAAGGUGACCGUGAUUUAUUAGACAUUGAGAUAAUGGAUCUUGAAACAAGUGUAGUCCCGAUCAAUUUUUUCGUCUCGGAGAUUCGGCCGAUCAUCCGUAACAGCAUUUAUGGAAUCAGCUCCCGAGAGUUGGCUGAAUAUUCGGCAGGAAAAGCUUUAGAGCUUGGUUUUAAUACUAAAUUGAAGAAUUGA
Molecule: messenger RNA, 1539 nt
Organism: Rhizophagus irregularis DAOM 181602=DAOM 197198
Lineage: Eukaryota; Fungi; Glomeromycota; Glomeromycetes; Glomerales; Glomeraceae
Source: RefSeq, a predicted model, not a curated record